UGAGCUCAGGUAUUGAGGGAGCUGCCUUCGUAGCCGCUGCUGCCUCUUCCCGCCCCCCUCCCCCGCCCCCUGUAGCCAGCCCUUCUCUCUGCUCCUCACUAGCCGCGCUGUAGCCAGGCGGAGGGGAGUUCACCCGACCAGCCCAAACCCACUCACACUGUGGCAGUAGCCACAGCCUGGAAAGAAGGUGGAGGACGAAACCCAAGGACGCGAAUUCGACCAUGGAUCAUUAUGAUUCCCAACAGACCAACGACUACAUGCAGCCGGAAGAGGACUGGGACAGAGACUUGCUCCUUGACCCCGCCUGGGAGAAGCAGCAAAGAAAGACAUUCACAGCGUGGUGCAAUUCACACCUCCGAAAGGCGGGCACACAGAUUGAGAACAUAGAGGAGGAUUUCCGGGAUGGCCUGAAGCUCAUGUUGCUACUGGAGGUCAUUUCAGGUGAACGUUUGGCCAAGCCAGAGCGAGGCAAGAUGAGGGUGCACAAAAUCUCCAACGUGAAUAAGGCCCUGGACUUCAUUGCUAGCAAAGGGGUCAAACUGGUGUCCAUUGGAGCAGAAGAAAUUGUGGAUGGGAAUGUGAAAAUGACCCUAGGGAUGAUUUGGACCAUCAUCCUUCGCUUUGCUAUUCAGGAUAUCUCAGUGGAAGAGACAUCAGCAAAGGAAGGGCUGCUGCUAUGGUGUCAGAGGAAGACGGCUCCAUAUAAAAAUGUAAACAUUCAGAACUUCCACAUCAGCUGGAAAGAUGGCCUUGGGUUCUGCGCACUGAUUCACAGACACCGGCCAGAACUCAUCGAUUACGGGAAGCUGCGGAAGGAUGAUCCACUCACAAACCUAAAUACAGCUUUUGAUGUGGCAGAGAAGUAUCUGGAUAUCCCAAAGAUGCUGGAUGCAGAAGACAUUGUUGGAACUGCCCGCCCUGAUGAAAAGGCCAUCAUGACCUAUGUUUCUAGUUUCUACCACGCCUUCUCAGGAGCCCAAAAGGCGGAGACAGCAGCUAAUCGGAUCUGCAAGGUGCUGGCAGUCAACCAGGAGAAUGAGCAGCUGAUGGAGGACUAUGAGAAGUUGGCCAGUGAUCUGCUGGAGUGGAUCCGUCGCACUGUCCCGUGGUUGGAGAACCGGACCCCUGAGAACACCAUGCAGGCCAUGCAGCAGAAACUGGAGGACUUCCGAGACUACCGCCGCCUGCACAAGCCCCCUAAGGUCCAGGAAAAGUGCCAGUUGGAGAUCAACUUUAACACAUUGCAAACCAAACUCCGACUCAGUAACAGGCCUGCCUUCAUGCCCUCUGAGGGGAAGAUGGUCUCGGAUAUCAAUAAUGCGUGGGGGGGCCUGGAGCAGGCAGAGAAGGGCUAUGAGGAGUGGCAGUUGAACGAGAUCCGGAGGUUAGAGCGACUGGACCACCUGGCUGAGAAGUUCCGGCAGAAGGCCUCUAUCCAUGAAGCCUGGACAGAUGGCAAGGAGGCCAUGUUGCAGCAGAAGGACUAUGAGAUAGCCACCCUUUCCGAGAUCAAGGCCUUGCUGAAGAAGCAUGAGGCCUUUGAGAGUGACCUCGCUGCUCACCAGGACCGAGUGGAACAGAUUGCUGCUAUCGCACAGGAGCUGAAUGAAUUGGAUUACUACAAUUCUCCCAGUGUCAAUGCUCGUUGCCAAAAGAUCUGUGACCAGUGGGACAACUUGGGAGCGUUGACCCAAAAGAGAAGGGAAGCUUUGGAGCGGACAGAGAAACUGCUAGAGACAAUAGACCAACUGUAUCUGGAAUAUGCCAAGAGAGCUGCUCCCUUUAAUAACUGGAUGGAAGGGGCCAUGGAAGACCUGCAAGAUACAUUCAUUGUGCAUACCAUAGAGGAGAUCCAGGGAUUGACCACAGCCCAUGAACAAUUCAAAGCUACCCUCCCUGAUGCUGACAAGGAGCGACAGGCCAUUCUAGGAAUCCAUAAUGAAGUUACCAAAAUCGUCCAGACAUACCAUGUCAAUAUGGCUGGGACCAAUCCCUACACAACCAUCACCCCUCAGGAGAUCAAUGGCAAAUGGGAUCAUGUUCGGCAACUAGUACCACGGAGGGACCAGGCCCUGAUGGAGGAGCACACCCGUCAGCAGCAGAAUGAACGACUCCGCAAACAGUUUGCAGCCCAGGCCAAUGUUAUUGGGCCCUGGAUCCAGACCAAGAUGGAGGAGAUUGGCCGCAUCUCCAUCGAGAUGCAUGGCACCUUGGAGGACCAGCUCAAUCACCUUCGACAGUAUGAGAAGAGCAUUGUUAAUUACAAACCAAAGAUUGACCAGCUGGAAGGAGACCACCAGCAGAUCCAGGAGGCUCUUAUUUUUGACAACAAGCAUACCAACUAUACCAUGGAGCACAUCCGAGUGGGCUGGGAACAGCUCCUCACCACCAUUGCCAGAACCAUCAAUGAAGUGGAGAACCAGAUCCUUACUCGAGAUGCCAAAGGGAUCAGCCAGGAGCAGAUGAAUGAGUUCCGAGCCUCCUUCAACCACUUUGACCGGGAUCACUCCGGCACACUCGGUCCUGAGGAGUUCAAAGCCUGCCUCAUCAGCUUGGGUUACGAUAUUGGCAACGACCCCCAGGGAGAAGCAGAGUUCGCCCGAAUCAUGAGCAUUGUAGACCCUAACCGCAUUGGCGUAGUGACAUUCCAGGCCUUCAUCGAUUUCAUGUCCCGUGAGACAGCCGAUACAGACACAGCUGACCAAGUCAUGGCUUCCUUCAAGAUCCUGGCUGGGGACAAGAAUUAUAUCACCUUGGAUGAACUACGCCGGGAACUCCCACCUGACCAAGCAGAAUACUGCAUUGCACGGAUGGCCCCCUACACAGGCCCAGAUGCAGUGCCUGGUGCUCUGGACUACAUGUCCUUCUCCACAGCCCUCUAUGGCGAAAGUGACCUUUAACCUACUCCUAGACCCCCUCCCACACAAACCCCCUUCUUUUAUUACCAUACAAACUCCCAGACUCUACCAGGGUUCUUCUUCCUGUCCAGAUGCACCUUUCUUUCUGUAUGCAAUGCAAGCCCCCCCACCUCUGCCUCCUUUGUUGGACUGUCCUCCACUUCCUCCUUUCCUCUCCCUUCCCCUCUAAACCCUGAAGUUUGGUGUCAACUCACAGGUUCCCAUCAUCUUCAGGGAUGGGACAGACAUUAUAUUGAAUCUUCCCACCCUCUGAAAGUGGUAACAGUUUACAAAAUUAUUUUCUGCAAAAAAGAAAAAAAAUGUUUAAAAAAAAAACAAACCAAAAAACCCACAUAUUUUAUUAUAGAAAAUAAAGGUAUUUUUUCUCCACCUGACUGAAAUGGAUAAGGGGAAAAUAGAACUAUUUGCACCACGUAUUUUGUUUGUUGUGACAUAGGAAAAUAAGCAAGCACAAUGCGACAUUCCAUCCUUAUUUUUAAAAAAUAUACUUUUUUUUUAAAGAAUUUAUCUGUUCCAUCUUUUAUGUCCAUUCCUCCAGUCCCACAUCUUUCAGUGAGGGGAGGAAAUUCUGUCAAAAGACACACCAGGUGCAUGCAUGUUUGCUUGCUCACUCGUUUCAUGGAAAUAUUUUAUGAUAUUAAAAAAAACAAACUUCAGAGAUAGCUGUUUUUUAGGAAGACAAAUAAUUUACAUCGCUUGUUUUUUCAUAUUUAAUUCCAGAGAUAUGAUGAUCAGUCUUCUCAGUGCACAAAAUGUUUUUUUUUGUUUUGUUUUGUUUUAAUUAUUUUAAAGUUGUCUAUUAAAAAAAAAAGGUCAGGACAAACUUGGAAAGAGUGGAUGACUUUGAUAUUGCUUGUCACAAACCAUAUUAAAAACAAAGCAGCAUUCUUGUGAUAA
This is a messenger RNA of Phascolarctos cinereus (koala), 3815 nucleotides long. RefSeq names its product actinin alpha 1 (gene ACTN1). The record is from RefSeq and is a predicted model, not a curated record. Gene Ontology annotation, molecular function: calcium ion binding; protein binding. NCBI's taxonomy places the organism in Eukaryota, Metazoa, Chordata, Mammalia, Diprotodontia, Phascolarctidae.